AUGAGUCUGCCUCUUUAUGGACCAGUACAGCCACGAGAGCGUUUUCUUCUUCCAUUGUCUAUUUCUCACAUCUUUGGAGUCUUAUCAGCAUACUACGCUUUGGUAAACGGAGCUUGUGUCUAUAUGAUGUCGAAGAUUUCUCCGAAAUCCCUUGUAGAAAACAUUCUCAAACUAAGCAUCAAUGUUUCUCACAUUACUCCAGCGAUGAUCAUGUGGCUUGCCAUGGAUACAACUACGGAAAAUAUUGCAUCCAACUCUCUUCGUUCUGUGCUAGUCGCCGGCGCACCGGUAGACUCAAAUAUGGCCAACAGUGCUAAGCGAAAAUUGAAUCUUAAGGAUCUGAGGCAGAGUGGGAAUGCUUUUCAAGGUGAUAGCAAGACCACUGUUUAUGCUGUCAAACUAUUUUACGCGUUUAUGCAUUUUAUACUGCAAAAGGUCUUUAAGAUAGUUAACUGGGAGACAAAACAACUCUGUCCACCCAGAACUCCAGGACAUCUCAUGGUAUUAGGGCCACAAGUAAUGCCAACUUACUACAAAAAUCCAAAGGCGACGGCCGAAUUACUUGACCCAAGUGGUUACGUAAAGACAGGUGACGCGGCAUUCUAUGAUGAAACAGGCCGUAUCUAUGUUCUCGAUCGAAUUAGGGAUAUUAUCAAAUAUAAAGGAACAUUGGUAAAAAAGAUUUUUUCCUAUAUUACUGGUUUUUCUAACUUUGAGAAAGAAUCCGUGAUUUUUUCAUUGAAGAUCUGUCCAUCAGAAGUAGAGUUGAUGCUCAGAGCUCAUCCAGGGAUCGAAGACUGCGCGGUUGUCGGUAGACAAGAUCAUGUGUCUGGUGAAAGCUUAUUCAAUCAGCAGGUGCCGGCCGCGUUCGUCGUAAAGAGCCCAACACAUCCUCUACUGUCGUCCGCCGAAGUGAGACAGUACGUAUCUGGGAAAAUAGCGACGUUCAAAGAGCUAAGAGGAGGCGUGUUUUUUAUUUCUGAAAUCCCUCGCACAAUCUGUGGCAAAGUGCUACGUAGACAACUACGACAAUUCUGGGACAGAGAAAGGGCAAAUUCGAAGGACGUAAUUUCCAAGGAUGCAAAACCACAGAAAGCAAACGAAAGGAUCGAAAAGACGCCUGUGAAACGAGCGAAUGGCUCAGCUACACCAACAAAAAAGCUGAAUAAAGCAGGAAAGAAAUAG
Strongylus vulgaris is the source of this 1185-nucleotide messenger RNA. The record is from the annotation of a GenBank genome assembly. NCBI's taxonomy places the organism in Eukaryota, Metazoa, Nematoda, Chromadorea, Rhabditida, Strongylidae.